Messenger RNA from Enterobius vermicularis (human pinworm), 246 nucleotides. The record is from the annotation of a GenBank genome assembly. Lineage: Eukaryota; Metazoa; Nematoda; Chromadorea; Rhabditida; Oxyuridae.
AUGUCAGUUAUAUGGGUUAAUAUGGGGAUAGAUGUUACAACUUCAAAGCGAAGUAUACGAACAGCAGCAGAAAAGAAACUUGGUGCUAAAAAAAUAGUGAUAUUGCAGCCUACUGUUUUACGGAUUGUUGAUUUUUUGUCAAAACAGGUCAAAUACAAGUACACUGAUCUUCAUAUCGUAACAUUUAAUCGUUACAAACUUUAUACUUUUGAUGAUGCUUUUCAUUCUGAGAUUUCAAUUGUGUAA